Molecule: messenger RNA, 4040 nt
Organism: Hippocampus zosterae (dwarf seahorse)
Lineage: Eukaryota; Metazoa; Chordata; Actinopteri; Syngnathiformes; Syngnathidae
Gene: lrig3
Product: leucine-rich repeats and immunoglobulin-like domains 3
Exons: 19
Coding region: 270-3608 (1112 amino acids)
Molecular function (GO): protein binding
Source: RefSeq, a predicted model, not a curated record
UCAAGUCCGCACAGUGCACCAGCGAGCGGAGAAGAGUGCCUCGUUCACGACAAAAAGUUUAGGCAAAGGAAUGGGCAAAUGUGACACGACCGCUUUUCUUUCCCUUUUCGCCAUUACGAUGACGAUAUCACGGAAGAGGAUUUAAAAGGAUCUACUCAAGCCUGACAGCAUCGCAACAUUUGGAGGAUUUUUGCACACUUUUGGGAAUUUGUCGAGCGGAGAAAAAAAAACUUCUGAGUUGUCUUCGGAGUCGGACGGCGAAAGUAAAAAUGUGUUCUUCCGCACAACCGCGCAUUUUAGCGGGUUAUGUGGUGUUUUUCUUGCUGUUUUGGGGUACACAUAGCUUGGUUGGCGCGUACACAAGGACGUGUCCCGCUCCGUGCGCUUGUUUUGGGGAUCUCGUGGACUGCAGUCGACUGAAAAGGGGACAAAUCCCAAAGUCUCUCCCGGAAUGGACCGUACAACUGGACCUGAGCCAUAACAAAUUGCAGGUGCUCCACAGCGCUUUGUUUUCCAAGCUGCGACAUCUGAAUGAAAUCAAGCUGAGUCACAAUGAACUGGACUCGGUACCCAAUUUGGGGCAGUACGCUUCGAACAUCACCACGUUGGUUCUAGCAAACAACAGGUUCUCCAAGAUCGCCACGGAGCAGCUCGGGCCUUUCCUCGCCCUGGAAACGCUCGACCUCAGCAACAACCACAUCGCGGAAAUCAAGGCUGGCUCCUUCCCCGCUUUGCCCCUCAAGAACCUAUUUCUCAACAACAAUCGCAUCGCCUCGCUGGAGCUGGGCUGCUUCACCAACCUGUCCAGCAGUCUUCAGGUUCUCCGACUCAACCGCAACCGUCUCUCCUCCAUCCCAGCCAAAAUCUUCCAGCUGCCCAACUUGCAACACCUCGAGCUGAGCCGGAAUCGAGUGCGCAGGGUGGAAGGCUUGACAUUCCACGGGCUGCAGGCCCUUCGCUCUCUGAAGAUGCAGAGGAACGGCCUGAGUCGCUUAAUGGACGGCGCCUUCUGGGGUCUCAGCAAUAUGGAAGUCCUGCAGCUGGACCACAACAACCUGACGGAGGUGAGCAAGGGUUGGCUGUACGGCCUGCUGACUCUGCAGGAGCUCCACCUCGGCCACAACGCCAUCAGCAGGAUCCGACCCGACGCCUGGGAGUUCUGCCAAAAACUCAGCGAGCUAAACCUCUCUUCCAACCACUUGUCCCGACUGGAAGAAUCCAGCUUCAUUGGACUCAGCCUGCUAGACGAGCUUCGCAUCGGGAAUAACCGCGUCAGUUUCAUCGCCGACGGCGCAUUUCGAGGCCUCUCCAGCCUGCAGACACUGGAUCUCCAAAAUAAUGAAAUCUCCUGGACCAUAGAAGACAUGAACGGGCCCUUUUCGGCACUGGACAAACUGAAGAAAAUAUUUCUGCAAGGAAACCGAAUCCGCUCCGUAACCAAGAAGUCCUUCUCUGGCCUUGAUGCAUUACAGCAUCUAGACUUAAGCAACAAUGCCAUCAUGUCCAUCCAAGCAAACGCUUUCUCCCAGAUGAAGAAUCUACAAGAACUGCGUCUCAACACCUCCAGCUUGCUGUGCGACUGCCAGCUCAAGUGGCUCCCAGUCUGGGUGGCAGAACAAACCUUCCUCCCCUGCGUGAAUGCCAGCUGCGCCCACCCGCAGAUGCUGAAGGGCAGGAGCGUGUUCGCCGUCGGCCCUGAGGAGUUCGUGUGCGAUGAUUUCCCAAAGCCCCAGAUCACCAUUCAGCCGGAGACCCGGUCGGCUCUGAAAGGAGCUAACGUGACCUUCGUGUGCUCGGCGGCGAGCUCCAGUGACUCGCCGAUGACGUUUGCUUGGAAGAAAGACAACGAGGUCCUCAACGACGCCGAGAUCCACAACCAGGCUCACUUGAGAGGGCAGGGAGGUUCCGGUGGCGAGACAGAGGUGACGGAGUAUACAACCACUCUGCAGCUGUGCGACGUGCAAUUCUCCAGCGAGGGGAAAUACCAGUGCGUCAUCUCCAACCACUUUGGAUCCUCGUACUCCACCAAGGCCAGACUCACUGUUAAUAUGCUUCCUUCCUUCACUAAAAUGCCGAUGGACCUGAGCAUCCGUGCCGGAGCGACAGCCAGGCUCGAAUGCGCGGCGGUGGGUCACCCGUCGCCUCAGAUCGCCUGGCAGAAGGACGGGGGAACCGACUUCCCAGCCGCCCGCGAACGCCGGAUGCACGUGAUGCCGGAGGACGACGUGUUCUUCAUUGUGGACGUCACGACGGAGGACAUCGGGGUGUACAGCUGCACCGCUCAGAACAUCGCCGGGGCCAUUUCGGCUAAUGCUACGCUAACGGUCUUAGAAACGCCUUCUUUCCUGAGGCCGCUCAUGGAUCGCACGGUAGCCAAGGGCGAAACCGCCGUCCUCCAAUGCAUAGCCGGCGGCAGCCCCGCGCCGAGAUUAAACUGGACCAAGGACGACAGCCCCUUGGUGGUGACGGAGCGCCAUUUCUUCGCCGCUGCCAAUCAGCUCCUCAUCAUCGUCGACGCCGCCGAGGCCGACGUCGGGAAGUACACCUGCGAGAUGUCCAACGCUCUUGGCACCGAAAGGGGGAACAUCAGGCUGUCGGUCAUACCGAACCCCAACUGUGACUCUGGAGUGCAAGGGGGCAUCGGUGUCGGGAUCAUUGGCGGGGCGGGCUCGGAUGAUGACGGCUGGACCACGGUGGGCAUCGUCAUCAUCGCCGUGGUGUGCUGCGUAGUUGGCACCUCGCUUGUUUGGGUGGUGAUCAUCUACCACACCCGUCGGCGGAACGAGGACUGCAGUGUCACUAACACGGAUGAAACCAACCUGCCAGCAGACAUCCCAAGCUACCUCUCCUCUCAAGGCACCCUUGCGGACCGCCAGGACGGCUACAUCCCUUCUGAGAACGGGAGCAGCCACCAGUACAUGGCGUCAUCCAUUAGCGGCUUCUAUCUGCAGCCCAAAGACAUGAAUGGUCUAUGUCAGCUGGAUACAGGAAGUGAAGCAGAGAUGGAAGCGGCGUCCAUUGACCCUCUUCUUUGCCAUUACCAAGGUCCAAUAAGCACACUGCUUCGCCGAGACUUGUACCCCACGGAUCUGUCCGAGGUCCAAACAGGGUGUUCCGUUGAUUUAAGACCAGUUUGCGCAGAGUCCUACAGCGGAAGCCUGAACAGGUCUAAAAGACGGGACUACCUCCUCUCGGAGCCCUUCGACCUGUGCUCUUCGACGAUCCUGAUGCAGCUCCCCAAUGCCAGCCUCCAUCUUGGGCCCUCUCACCAGCAGACUGGCCGCCGGCCAUCCAUGGAGGAGGCGGAAGCGGCCAACUAUGGCCGACCUCAUGAGUGCCCACCUCCUUACAACAGCUUCAUGGGAACGUUCGGGAAGUCCCCCUGGAGGCCUCAACAGGACUCCCACGCGGGAUUUGGCCCACCCCCGGCGAUGUGUCAUGGGAAUAGCCUCCACGAAAACCCUUACACCGCCGCCGACGCGGAGUCGGCCGGCGAGGAGGACGGCUGCAACAAGGACUCAGAUUCGGAGCAGAGCCGCAGCGUUUACGAACAGCCGUUUGACAGCAACAGCACUGAUGUUGGAACGCGCUGUUGGCUGAGUGACUAAAUGACUUUUUGCUCCCUUUUUUUUCACUAAGAGAUGACCAUUUAAAAAUUUUUUUUAAAAUAAUACUUCUACCUCACCGAGUCGAUACCUUUGGAAUGAAAGACUCCUUCCUGAAAUGUGCAACAAGUGAAUGUAAAAGAAGGACAUUGCGACAAAAAAGUACAAGCCUAUUUACGAAAGCUUGUGCUUUUUGUAAACAGCUUCUGUUGAGUAAAAUAGAUGAAUAUAAACAUUUUAUACAAAUAUUUUAUAUUUUGUAAAUUGUAUAUAAACAGAUUACAAUAUUUUUUUUCUUGCUUAACAUGUCAUGUAUGGGAAUGUUGCAGCCCUGCUAGUUUAGUUAUACCAAGUUUUUUUUGCUUUCAAUGAAGCAAUAUUUUGCACAUAUGUAAACGAAAUAAAAAAACAUCUGAAUGUGUGCUGGGAGAUUCA